UUGGGAGAAAUUGGCACAUUCGUUGCGACAGAGAAAAGAACACGAUUCUUCCAUUCGACUUCGAUGAGAACAAAAAUGGAAGAACCUGUAACAGAAAACCGAAGCUCUUAACCCGACUCAGAUCCAACCCCAGAAAAGCAAGACAAGUGUGAAUACAAAAUAAUGGACAAGAAACGAAGUAAUCCAAUGGAGUGGUUGAAUCAGAUGGUAGGAGAGCCGUAUUAUUUCUUCCAUUUCCUAUCUUUCUUCUCUUAUUUCAUCGUUCGGAGCUCUGCUUCAAAUGUCCUCUCCCCUCAAAUCACUCAACUACUCUUUUAUAGGGAAAUUCAAGCGGUUUUGGCCUUCUUUAUGCUGAUUGCAUACAAGAUGGCAAGAGAAGAAACAUGGGAGGCUUUCAUUGCAGAUACAUUGUUUUUUGGAAAGAUCUUUCUUAUUGCCCUUACUCUAAUAAUGGACUAUCACUUGACUUUGUGGUAUUUAGUGGUGUUUUCAGUGAUAUAUGUUUUAACACAGCAACCUCCUUACGAAGAGCUUGGUUCUGCAAGUAAACUGACACCAUUGCAAUUGGAAGCCUUGCUAACUGAAGGGAACACAUCAAGAUUUUGGCUGGUAGAAUUUCGUGCCUCAUUUUCAUCCAGUUGCAGACGUGCCAGUCGCUGCUUUCCCGAGCUGUCAAUCACAUACUCAAACAAAAAUCUGUCAUUCGGAAUAGUUGACCUUGGACUUUUCCCAAAUGCUGCAGAAAAAUUCGGAAUAUCUCCUGGAGGGAGCAUGGGACAGCUUCCUACAUAUAUACUAUUUGAAAACGCUAUCGAGGUUUCACGCUUUCCCGAGUUCAAUUUUGAAGCAACACCUACACCUCCUAUAACUAAGCGGCUUCUUGCUCGCCAUUUUGAGCUCGACCGGCAUCUCCUUGAAUAUGUAAAUGGGAAAUAGGUUAUUCAUCUAAGGCUAUAUACCUGGCAGUUAUUUGGAUUCUCGAUUUCCACUUCCUGGAUGUACACCAAAAGAGAAGUAGAGCAUAAACAGAGCUUCCUGGAUAACCCACAAAGCGUAGGCUAAGAUUCUUGUUAGUUCACUUUUUUGGCUUAUUGCAAUCGAUUGGUGGAUUUUUGUUUAUUUUGACAGUUAAGAGACUAUUAAGUGUAGGCAUCAAAGAAGGAUAUGAAAUUACUCUUCCUGUUUUGUGGAACAUAAUACAUAUAUAUAUAUAUAAUUUUGCUUU
Messenger RNA from Gossypium raimondii (Peruvian cotton), 1225 nucleotides. RefSeq lists its product as uncharacterized. The transcript has 10 exons. Bases 163 to 936 code for a protein of 257 amino acids. NCBI's taxonomy places the organism in Eukaryota, Viridiplantae, Streptophyta, Magnoliopsida, Malvales, Malvaceae. The record is from RefSeq and is a predicted model, not a curated record.